AAGACUAAAGCACUUCAGCCUUCUGCCCUAGGGUUUCAAUUGUAGACUUAUAUCCGUUUAAAAUAUAUUUUUCAUUUUUGUCGACUCUGUUUUCAUUUAUGUCGACACUCUCCCAUUAAAUCUAGCACUUCCGUCUUCGGUAGAGAAAAGAGAGAUAUCAAAUCGAGGGUUUCCUUCUGUAAUCAAAGGGGUUUCGUUAUCUUGUCAAUGGGUCUUUUGAUUUCAUGUUCAAUGAAGAAAGAAAAGAAAUUCGGAAGUUUAAUUAUAAUUGAUUUGCAUUAUUUGGUUAUUUGAGCUGUAAUUUCAUUGAAUUUUUAGUAGUUAGGAUCAAACAAGAACAUGGGUUCAGAUUCAGGAGGCCCAAGUACCAGGGAUCUUCUCUGCAAUGCCGUUGCUGGGGCAGGUGCAGGAGCUAUUGCUGCGACUUUUGUGUGCCCUUUGGACGUUAUCAAAACACGACUCCAGGUUCAUGGCCUACCCAAACAUGCUCAAGGGGGCAGUCUUAUUGUUGCAAGUUUGAAACAAAUUGUAAAAACUGAAGGUGUGAGGGGAUUGUAUCGUGGUCUUUCACCAACUGUGCUGGCUUUACUUCCAAAUUGGGCUGUGUACUUCACCAUAUAUGAACAAGUUAAAGGCUUGCUUCAAUCACAUGACAGAGGCAAUAAUCAACUUUCAAUAGGUAAGCACAUGCUAGCUGCAUCGUGUGCUGGAGCUGCAACAGCCCUUACAACUAAUCCACUUUGGGUCGUUAAGACUAGGCUUCAAACGCAAGGGAUGAGGUCAGGAGUGGUACCUUAUGGAAGCAUACUUUCAUCUCUAAGAAGGAUUGCUCAUGAAGAGGGGAUCCGAGGACUAUACAGUGGCCUUUUGCCAGCCUUAGCAGGGGUCAGCCAUGUUGCUAUCCAGUUUCCUGUAUAUGAGAAAUUGAAGGCUUAUUUGGCUGCCAGAGAAAACACUACCCCAGAUAAACUUAGUGCUGGAAAUGUUGCCAUUGCUUCAUCAGUAUCUAAGGUUCUCGCCUCAACAAUGACUUACCCCCAUGAGGUUGUGAGAUCAAGGCUUCAAGAGCAAGGGCAAGCUCGGAAUUCCGAGACCCACUACACAGGAGUCAUUGACUGCAUAAAAAAAGUAUACCACAAAGAAGGCAUGGCAGGCUUCUACCGUGGAUGUGCCACUAACCUACUGAGAACAACCCCAGCUGCUGUCAUUACUUUUGUAAGUUAUGAAAUGAUACAAAGAUUUUUGCAUCGUGUUUUCCCACUUGAGAGACAAAACCCACGCAUCCGAUCAGAAUCUUGUGGCAGAGAGGAGAGAGAGAGUGACCCUGGUUUAAGAACCUCCCAAACAACAUCAAACAGUAGCUCACAUUCUUUUUAAAGCAAGGAUCACCUAACAUCAAGACACUAAGAGAGUAAGAUUCAUGGUGGGGUUUUUCUGUUCUCCUCCCAAUUGUUAAAUAAAGGUCUCCGAUUGUUUGGUGAAAAUCCUGGUGAUAGAAUUGCUAUGCUUACAUUUCUUUGCAUGAGUUGUUCAGAAAAUAAGUGACAAUUAGGUGGGGAAUGGAUUUCCCAUUGAUUGAAUAUUCUUUCGGUCUGUGGAAAUGGGCCACAGGGGAGGGGCACUUUCAGACAUAUAUAUAUAUGAAGAAGGUAUCAAUUAGAAAGCAAAAUCAGAACGACAACAAAGAAAGGCCAUUGCACAAAAUGCAAUAAUGUAGGGAAAGGAAACAAAUUGGAUGAUCCAAAAAUUAGAAGGCCAAGAAACUGAAGUAAUGUUCAAUGGAUGUAUGAAACCGUGUGACGAGCUACAUCGAAGUGGACAAGAAAAGGAAACAGGGGGAGAAAAUUUGUGACAAGAACUCAAUUAGGAUCUUGUCACAGGUUCAUCCAAAUAGCGAUAAAUUUGUGAUUUAAGAGGGAUUCUAGACCUGAUGGAAAUCCUAGUUCCUUGGUAGGUAUUUUGUAGAAGUUUAUGUAAAAGUAAACAUUGAGGAAACAGUUAAAAGGCUACAAAAAGAAAAAAGGUUCAGCGUUGUGGAGAAUUUUACUGAACUUUUGAGCACGAUACAAUUGGUCCC
Amborella trichopoda is the source of this 2077-nucleotide messenger RNA. RefSeq names its product nicotinamide adenine dinucleotide transporter 1, chloroplastic. NCBI's taxonomy places the organism in Eukaryota, Viridiplantae, Streptophyta, Magnoliopsida, Amborellales, Amborellaceae. The record is from RefSeq and is a predicted model, not a curated record. Gene Ontology annotation, biological process: transmembrane transport; nucleotide transport.